Grus americana (Whooping crane) is the source of this 1455-nucleotide messenger RNA. Its product is annotated as dicarboxylate carrier SLC25A8-like. NCBI's taxonomy places the organism in Eukaryota, Metazoa, Chordata, Aves, Gruiformes, Gruidae. Gene Ontology annotation, biological process: response to cold; adaptive thermogenesis; mitochondrial transmembrane transport. The transcript has 3 exons. The record is from RefSeq and is a predicted model, not a curated record. Gene Ontology annotation, molecular function: oxidative phosphorylation uncoupler activity. Gene Ontology annotation, cellular component: mitochondrial membrane. The coding region runs from base 421 to 1380 and encodes 319 amino acids.
CACCUCCACGUGGGAGACAGGCACUCCCACAGCCCAAGAAGGGCUCAGCCACCUGAGAUGGGCUGUGGAGCCUUGAUGUCACGGUGAUGGCCGCGCCCAGCUCCCCUUAGCCGGGGGGGACCCUCACCUGUACCCAACCUGCCACCGCCGGGGCGCGAACCUGGGGCCUUCCGCGGUCCCUCCCGCCGCCGCCGGGGCUCGAACCCGGGUCCCCCCGCCCCGGGGCGGAGCGGCCGCGCUAUAAGAGCCCGGGCGCUGCGGGGCCCCGCGCCCCUCCCGCUCUGUCCCCGCAGCAGCAGGUGAGUCCCCGGGGGGACCCCUCCAUCCCCCGUAUCCCCCCCGGGCUGUGCUGGGGACCAUCCCCGAACCUCCCCCUGUCCUUGCUGGGGGACCCUUGCACAGGGUCUCUUGGGGACUCCCAUGGCCCCUCCUGGGGAGCCCCAAUCCCAUUGCCGGGGCCCCCCCACAGUCUCCCCAGGGAGUCCCCUGUCCCCUCCCAGCUGCCUUGGGAUCCCCCAUCCCCAGCGCCCCCCCCAUCCUCCUCCCAGCUGCCCCUGCCCCAUCAGCCCUGAGUGGGGUGCAGGCAGGGGGGCUCCCCCCUUCCCCAAGCCCCUCCACACAGUGGGGUGUAGGGGGCUGCCUGGCCACAACCACCCCCCAUCCCUUCAGGUGGGGGCCCCAACCUGCAUCCUCGCACCUCUCAGGGGGCUGCAGCACCCACAGCGGGCAGCUCCCAGCCCUCUCAUCCCAGGACUGCGUGAGCCUGAGUCGUCACCCACUGCCGCUUUCCAUGGACAGGCAGAACCGGGGAGCAGCCGCCCGAAACACCGUCAAUGCGUGGGACGCCUUCAGGGAAGCCUGAAGACCCCCGAGCACCCACAUCAUGGUCGGGUUCAAACCCCCCGAGGUGCCCCCGACAGCCACCGUAAAGUUCCUCGGGGCCGGGCCGGCCGCCUGUGUGGCCGAUGUCAUCACCUUCCCCCUGGACGCCGCCAAAGUGCGGCUGCAGGUGAGCCAGGCUCCCUCACCCUCCUCACCCCCAGCGCCAGGAGGGGUCUGUGGUCACGUAAAUCCUCUGGCCCCCCCCCCCCUUUGCUCCCCGCGCAGGUUCAGGGGGAGGCGAAGCUCGUGGGUAAGGGGCCGGCGGCGCAGUACAAGGGGGUCUUUGGCACCAUCGCCACCACGGUGAGGACGGAGGGACCCCGCAGCCUGUACAGCGGGCUGGCGGCCGGGCUGCAGCGGCAGAUGAGCUUCGCCUCCAUCCGCAGCGGGCUGUACGACUCGGCGAAGCAAUUCUACGCCAAAGGGUCGGAGCGUGCCGGGCUGGGGAGCUGGCAGGGGCCAUGGCGGUGGCCUUCGCCCAGCCCACGGAGGUGGUGAAGGUGCAUUUCCAAGCAGGCAGGGAAGGCGGCCGGCGCUACCAGGGCACCAUCGAUGCCUACAGGACCAUUACCA